CCGAGCAGCUUGCGGUUGGCGGCAGUUGCGAUUCGAGCGGUGAGUGGUGUGUGUCGUUUCGUUUCCGUCCUGUACAUGUUUUUCGUGCCGCGGUCGGAGACUCUUUCUCUCUCUGCGUGUGACGCGCGUGGCUCGAUUUCUCUUUUCUUUUGCCUUUUUAUUUCGCGCGAAUCAUCGGUAUUGCCGCGCGAAAUUGUGCGACAAUCGAAUGACAUUACCGAGUGACGUUAUAUCGAAUGACGCGUUUGUAAAAGGCGGCGCGGAGUGGUGUUCUUUUGUAGUGUUAUAUUUUAUUGUGCCAACCGUUAGUUUUUUCUCUCUUUCUCUCCUUCCCAUUUCUUUUUUCUUUCGGCGGACCCUUUGAUUACACGACGGGACUUGGAGACUACUGUUGGAGAUAUUGCACGCAGCCCUUUGCUCCGAAAGAGCGUCUCUUCGGAAACUUUGGACGAUCAGUUGAUAGCGAGGAUAUACAACCGUGCGCGCGCGCUUGCGACCGAUCGGCUCUGACUUGGAAUGACGAUCGGUAGUGGCGAUAAUGAAGCAUGAAAGUUAUCGUUGAUUUCGUCGGACAUCCUGCAGGGCCAUUUGUUUCCAGGAUGAGUGUGUCGCUGCUUUUGGCUCUAAUCAGCUUAGCCGCGCAAAAUGUGGCUUGGCCGCAGGACCCCAUUCCUAGACUACACAUCAAAUAUCGCGAGGUAAUUGGCCAGCGGUUUCUGGGCAAUGAAAGCCACGUGGAGCACUUCAAACUCCUAGAACGUGCGACAACCUCUAUCCUGAUUGGUGCCAGGAACGCCAUUUACAACAUAAGUCUGCACGACCUAACGGAGAUCGCCGACCAGAGAUUGCAGUGGUCCAGCACCGAGGCGCACCGCCAGCUUUGUUAUUUGAAGGGCCGCAACGACGACGAGUGCCAGAACUACGUAAGAGUUUUCGGCAGGCAGGGCCCCGAUCGCUUUCUCGUUUGCGGCACGAAUGCCUACAAGCCGCUCUGCAGACAGUUCACGAUCAAGGAUGGAGCCUAUGUGAAGAACAGUGACAUGGAUGGUCUGGGGCUUUGUCCUUACGACCCACGACAUAACAGCACGGCAGUUUUUGCCCAGGGACAGUUAUACGCCGCGACGGUGGCCGACUUCUCCGGUGGCGAGCCGCUCAUUCACAGGGAGAAAAUUCGCACCGAACGCUCGGAUCUUAAUCAGUUGAAUGGUCCCAACUUUGUCAGCUCAUUUGCGUAUCAAGAUUACGUAUUCUUCUUCUAUCGUGAGACGGCCGUGGAGUACAUGAAUUGCGGAAAAGCGGUCUACUCGCGAGUCGGCAGAGUCUGUCAACACGAUAAAGGCGGGCCACACGCAUUUAGCGACAGAUGGACGAGUUUCCUGAAAGCGAGACUGAACUGUUCGGUACCGGGAGAGUACCCCUUCUAUUUCAACGAAAUACAAUCAACGAGCGAUGUUACGGACGGCCGAUACGCGGGCAAAUCCGCGCGUCUUGUCUAUGGGGUUUUCACAACUCCAGUGAAUUCCAUCGGAGGCUCGGCUGUCUGCGCAUUCUCCAUGGAUAGCAUUCUCGAGGUCUUCGAGAGUGCUUUCAAAGAACAGGAGACCAUAAACAGCAACUGGUUGCGAGUAGUUCGGGACAAAGUACCCGAGCCCAGACCAGGCGCCUGUGUUAACGACUCUAGGACGCUUCCAGACAUCACUGUCAAUUUCGUCAAAGCUCAUCCCCUCAUGGACGAUGCAGUGCAGUCCUACUUUUCAUUACCUGUGAUAACUAAAAUCAGUUUUAAUUACAGAUUUACCAAAGUCGUUGUAGAUCCCCAAGUAAAAGCAUUGGACGGUAAAGCUUAUGAUAUGCUUUAUAUCGGAACAGACGACGGUCGUGUUCUGAAGGCACUCAACACGCGCGCACCCGAAUCACGUGAGAAUGUAGGCCAAGUUAUCGUCAGCGAUGUCCAGGUAUUAAAAUACGGUCAAGCUGUUAAAGAUCUUUUGGUGGUUCAUCUGGCUGGCGAAGCUAGCAAACUGGUGGUAUUCGCGGAUUCUGAGAUUCGCGCGGUUCCCUUACAUCAUUGCGACUCGCCUGCUGCGGCUACUUGCAAAUCCUGCGUCGCUUUGCAAGAUCCCCAUUGCGCUUGGGACGCAAUCGCGAAUCUCUGCGUCGCGGUGCCGACAAAACUCCACGAUAGCGACAAUAGCAAAACGCUAUUCCAAGAUAUCCCGAACGGAAGGCACAGGAGCUGCGGAUAUGAGCAAGAAAUGACGAAGCCCAUGCAACCAGCGGUGGCGCCCGAAAUUGGGCGCGACGAGCAGCCCGAUGAACGGGACAAUGAAAUCGUCAUCGAACUGGAUCGGGAAAAUCAGUACGGCCGUACGCAACCAAGGGCUAACGAGCCUCAAGGCGUGACUGUCACCCCGGUGGUAUAUUCGGCCCAAACAUUGACGGGCGCAUUGAUAGGCACCUGCUUCUGCUCCUUGGUGGCCGGUUUCGCUUUCGGUUUCUGGUUCUCUCAGAGACUACGCGGCUCAUCGUAUCCGGAACCAUCCGAGCAACGGCAACAGCUCAAUCGACUGACUGAGAGCUCGGAAUCCCCCGGAUUUAACAACAAGUCUAUCAAUCUGGUGCUGAAUGUGCCACCGAAAAACCCAAAUGGCAAGAAUGCCAAUUCGUCCGCGGAAAACAAACCGGUGCAGAAAGACCCCACGGGUUCUGGCGCAUCUUCCACCGCCUCUUCCUCCGACAUCGCAGAGUCAGACGAGCGCAAUGACGAAGACGGUGACGACGACGAGGAUGAUGACGGAACGACGCCCCCUACGAGCCUCACCACCGGCAUUGCCACGGAUCAUACCAAUAAUACACACAAGUUGGACGAAGAUCGCUACGAGGACCAGUACGAGGAUCAUUACGAGAGCAUCGAAAACGAUGAGACCUGUACGCUCGAGUAUUUCGAUCCCUAUGAAUCUGCCCAGCAGCGAUCCGCGACAGCUCCGAGAUGUAUUCGGUAUCAUCAGUCCGUCGAGUGUGUCGAGACUACACUGAUGAAUGCACCAACGACGUGCGAACUUGUUGAAGAUACUGGCGGUAGCGACAGUGCCAAUAGCCUCGACGAUCUCUGCGGGCCACAUUGUCCCGCCGUAAACGAUAAUCGAUUCGAUCGGCACGGAGAAUUGACGAACAACGGACGAGAUCACUAUAUGGUAUCCACCCGAAGUCCGCGCGAGCUCAAUGAGAGGAUCCUGUCGCUCUUCAAUCCGCAAUUCUUGCCCAACUUUAACAAUAUGAUCACGUAUGUGGCUAGUCCGCCACCGCGAUCUCAGUCCAUGGCCCAAUACAAUAACGAGGACGAUAAUUUUCUGCUUAAGGACACCAACUAUCGUAAACGCGACAGCACGAACUCGAUGUGUUUUCGACGCGAACUGAACGCGAUUUUAAGCGAUACGUCGCAAAAGUGAUCGGUAUAAUCGAUAAACGAAACGACGACUCGCUUUACAUUUACAUUUCAUUGAAAAAUACGUUUAGAAAUGUAACUUUGUGCACCUAAGGAAGUAGCAGUGCUGGGAAUAACUGUAUAUUUCUCUUAUAGCACGACACAUAAGAGAAGAGGAACUAUCUCGAAGAUACCUACAAAAUCUCUUUCCUCUCCUUUUUCCAAAAUUUCACAACUAAAUAUGGCUAAGAGAAUUGUAUUGAUUGGAAAACGCGAUCGUGAUCUAUACAUGAAUAACCUCGCACGUUGUGUCAUAGAUCGGUGUAAAGAGAAGGUGUAGUCUCGUGAUGGAGCCAAGGAUUUACUUUUCUAUGGUAUUUUCAAGCUUUGCCAAGUAUAUCCGACGCGUGUUUUUACACUCACGACUACCAUUUUGUAUACAUUUAGAUGUAUUAGAUGGUUUAUAAAUGUUUCUUUUUUUUCUUUAUUUCUUUUUUUUCAUAAUAAUGACAAGAGAAUCGAAUGUGAGGAAAAGUGUACGCCGAUAACAACGACGAUUGAAGCUGAAGAAUUGAAUUGUAGUAAUGUAAUGUGAUAUCUAUAUGAGGACUGUGUUCGUAGCAGUGGCCUGUUAGGUGCUUAGAUUGAUGCAAGAUUUAACAAAAAACGAAACACUGUAGAGACAUUUAAGCAUUCGCGCAAGAGACGAGGCGUGCCUUCCGUGUAUUAAUUGUUGGCAAAUCUUGAUCUAUAACAGGAAUGGAGUAUUUAGUAUGGCUGGUACAGAUUCGCGGGCAAGUGCCUCAUUUAUGCGUUUUGUUUAAGAUAUCCGAUGUAGAACGCGGAGCAAAGUAUAGAGAGAGACUAAGUAAGACUAAUUAUUGUUGUGCACUUUUUGCCGUGCUGUGAGUAUUGGUAUAAUAGCGGGGAAUACGGGCGGGAGCAAGAUUAACUCAGCUCCCAAGGGAAUAUAGUGGCAGACGUAUAUAGUUUCUUCGAGAGAUAUAUACAUACCAAAAAAGUGCUACGGUAGUAGAAAAUUUAUUGUUGAACAAAACGUUGCGGCAAAAAGAAAAAGAAUGAUAGGACGAUUAAUACGCUAAUUAUCUUAAAGUACUAACAAAAGUAUCGUAUACAUGAUACUUUUUAGACUCUUCGUUCAAAAUCAAGUCAAAAAUUCGAAUUUAUAUAUCAGUUUUAUCAUUGUUGUAAUUAUAUUGUAUAUUCCUCAAAUAUUUAACUCAAAUUUAAAAUUGGAACGCGAUUUUAUCGCAGUAUGUAGAAUUAAUCUAGUUAAGUAGUACAAUUACAUUACAUUUAAUUUUUUAUACGUUUAGUUUGUUCAUUUCUAUUUGGUUGCCGUCAGUAUAGCAAAACAUCCUCGAAGAAACUUGGACGAAAAAGAAAUCAGAAUGAGCAAGGAAUUUUAUAGUGGUGCACACAACACAAAACUGGUUCUGCUAGCAUUAUAAUAACGAUCGCGAUAUGAUUACACGUGCGCAUUUACUUGACAGCUUCGCAUCGCGGACGGAGUGCCUCUAGCGAUGAGUAUCUUGAGAUUUUCUUAGAAUGACAAAAACGGCGGAAAAUGCAUUUUCGAUAUGUGCAAAAUCAUAAAACGCAAAUUAUUUCAAUUAUUUUAAAUCAGUUUUAAUCAUACCGGCAGUAUCAACCUACGUGUCGAUGUUUUUAAUUAAUUUUCGCAAUAAUAGAUACGUAAAUAUAAUAUAACACA
This is a messenger RNA of Nylanderia fulva, 5159 nucleotides long. Its product is annotated as semaphorin-1A. Gene Ontology annotation, cellular component: plasma membrane. Gene Ontology annotation, molecular function: semaphorin receptor binding; chemorepellent activity. Gene Ontology annotation, biological process: negative chemotaxis; neural crest cell migration; axon guidance. The record is from RefSeq and is a predicted model, not a curated record. NCBI's taxonomy places the organism in Eukaryota, Metazoa, Arthropoda, Insecta, Hymenoptera, Formicidae.